AUGUGAAGAAACUUAGUAUAUACAUUAAUAUGUGUAGCUCCUCAUGCUUUAGAAACACUUCCUAUACAAAACGAUACGUUAUGAAACGAUAGAAUAACAAGCAUCCAAACAUAUUUUUCUAUAAAACCUAAACAGGAACCCCCUUAACAUAUCAAUCCACACAAUCUCAUAAACUUCACAAAAACAUGUCAAACCACUUCCUCAUUUCCCUUGUCACUAUCUCUCUCUUCAUGGUGGUCAUUGCCACUGAGUCGCCAGAGCUGUCAAUCCCUCCUGGCUGUCCUGUGCCCUCCCACGAGUUAAAUUAUCAGCCAAUCAUCGGAAUCAUCAGCCAGCCUGGUGAUGGAGUCUCCGGUCGAAAGAACCAUUCGACUGAAGGUUCCUACAUUGCUGCUUCCUAUGUAAAGUUUAUUGAAUCAGGAGGCGCUAGGGUCAUUCCAAUUGUUGUUGAGGAUUCUCCUAAACUAAUCAAUGAAAAACUUAAUCUAGUGAAUGCAGUGAUCUUCCCAGGAAGGUGGGCUAAGAAGGGACACUAUUUUGAGACUAUCAAAGCAAUUUUUCAGAAAAUUUUGGAGAAGAACGAUGCCGGAGAACAUCUUCCUCUACUUGCUAUCAACCAUGGAUUUGAGCUAUUGAUGAUGAUUGUAGCCAAGGACAAGAACAUUCUUGAGAAAUUCAGUGUAUCAACUCAGGCAACCAAACUCAAUUUUGUGGAAUCUGCAAAUGUUGAAGAUACAAUAUUUGAGAGAUUCCCACCUACAUUAGUAAAGAAGAUGAGUAAAGAAUGCCUUGUGCUACAAGGUCAUAAGUAUGGUAUAUCACCAGAAAAAUUUCUAGCGAACGAUUAUAUAUCGAGCUUUUUCAUUAUGCUGACUACUAGCACAGAUGCACGUAACAGGGUAUAUGUAUCUACUGUUAAAGCAGAAAAUUAUCCCAUAACUGCUUUACAAUGGCAUCCCGAGACAAGUGCUUUUGAAUGGGGAUCAGCAGCAAUUCCACAUACUGAAGAUGCAGUUCAAGUGACUCAACUUGUUGCCAACUAUUUUGUCAGUGAAGCAAGAAAGUCUUUUAAUAAACCAGAAGCUCAAAAAGUACUUGAGAAUCUCAUCUACAACUACAGUCCAACUUAUAGUGGGAAGGCUGGGAAGGGUUACGAUCAGGUUUAUGUUUUCAAUGCUCCUGCUGUGAACUCCCUUUAGGUACAUAGGAAGUGCAUAUGACAUUAUUAAGAAUAUUAGAAUGUAUGAUUUGGUGAUUGAAGGGACUUCUCGAGUUGCAUCUGAGACUAUUGAUGCUUCGACCAAUAUCCAGUUUCAUUUUGAAAAGAAAAAAACUAGCACUCGAUUAUACGUACUAGAUCCACUCCAGUGACGGACUCAGGAUUUAAAUAGAGUGGGUGCUUAUUACAACCAAAAAAUAAAAAAUUACCUCAGCUAGGUUUGAACCCAACCACACCUACCAAUGAAAAGCCUUAAGAUCAACUUAAAUGCUAGUGCACCUAAUCAAUUUCUUGUUUAGCGGGUGCUUUCAUAUAAUUGAUACUCAUUUUCAUAUAUUUUUUAUAUAAUUAUAUCUAUUCCGCGUCGAGU
Capsicum annuum is the source of this 1589-nucleotide messenger RNA. Its product is annotated as gamma-glutamyl hydrolase 1. The transcript has 10 exons. The record is from RefSeq and is a predicted model, not a curated record. Gene Ontology annotation, biological process: tetrahydrofolylpolyglutamate metabolic process. Bases 186 to 1199 code for a protein of 337 amino acids. Gene Ontology annotation, cellular component: vacuole. NCBI's taxonomy places the organism in Eukaryota, Viridiplantae, Streptophyta, Magnoliopsida, Solanales, Solanaceae. Gene Ontology annotation, molecular function: gamma-glutamyl-peptidase activity.